AUGAAUAACUCAGAGUUUCAACCCUCGAAAACUAAACAUAAUAUGACUGAUUCUAAUAAGGGAUAUACAAAAAUUUUGAGUUUAACAGAUGAAGAGUUAAUUGGAACAUUAUGUUUGGAGCCAAGAUACAGAGAAUUUGACUCAACAAAUAAUACAUUCACAAAUUGUCAAUCUGAUCGGUUCCUUGCUGCUCUAUUUGAUAAAAGAACUUCUUUUAAAUUUAAAUCAAAUGAAAUAUUCCAUAUUGUUGAGCCUCAACACCUUGAAUAUGAACAAUUUGCAGUUAAAUUAAAAUUGAAAAAUCACCUCAUAGAUACAGUGGGCAAGGAAGAUAUCAAAUGCAUCAAAGCUUAUCUUGAUGAAUGUAAUUCACAGCAUUGUUUCACAGUAUUAAUGAGACCUGAUUUGAACAUUUCACAAAUUUUAUCUUAUUUAAAUGAAGUUGGUACCUUAAAAUCUGAUAGAGAAAUUGAUGAUUAUACUUCCAGGAUUAACAGUGAAAGGUUACCAAGAUUUUUAAUUGCAAUUGAAACUCCUGAAUUUUUCAGAAUCUUCUGUAAAUUAUUGAAUUUUUAUUCAAAUACAAUAGAAGCAAAAACAAAUUAUACAUCACCACAGAAAUUAAUUGGUAAAGUUAUUCAAAGACAGGAUUCAAAGUAUAUAGACAUUAAAGGAACAAUACCACAUCGGAAUUGUGUUUACUUUAUCCAAAAAAAUGAUGACCUCAAAGGUUUUUUCAAGAUGGAAUUCAAUCGAGUUAUCGAUGGUUUGUUUCUCAAAUAUUUCACAAAUGUCCAUAAAAAGGUCGAUUAUGAUAAUUCUGCUGCUUCUGACGAUAAGUAUUUCACAGUAUAUGAUAUGGAAUGUGCAAAUGAUAAGAUAAAUUUGAAAGAAAAUGAUAAGUCAUUUGAAAAGGACCCAGAUUUACCAAAAUAUUCAAAAUAA
Hansenula ciferrii is the source of this 945-nucleotide messenger RNA. RefSeq lists its product as uncharacterized. Bases 1 to 945 code for a protein of 314 amino acids. The transcript has a single exon. The record is from RefSeq and is a predicted model, not a curated record. Lineage: Eukaryota; Fungi; Ascomycota; Saccharomycetes; Phaffomycetales; Wickerhamomycetaceae.